GAAAGGAAACAAGGGAUUUGGCUUAUGAUAUAUUUCUAUUCUAUAACAUGACCAUAGCUCAAUAAACACUGCAUAAUAAAUAUAACCCACCUUAAUUACUAUAUCUAUAACCGGACAAUUAUUGACUACAAACAACAGCCUCGCUGACCUCUGUGCUGCAGCCUCCAGGAAAACACUCUGAUGCACGCUUCUCUCGUACUUUUUGAAGGAAGUCUGUCGCUGUCGAUUUUCUCAGCAGUGCUAUGGCAUAAACAGGUGACACAGAUGUAGGGCAUCAUGAGCAUCGCAGUCAGCAGUGUUGCAGCCAUGUCCUUCACGCAGACUCACACACUUGAGUGUUGUGCCCCCUUGCUGCUCCUGGCACUUUGUGUUUGUCACCUGAGAAAUGUCCACGCCCACCACCGUCCCAGCAACAUUCCCGAGGGGACAACAACCAUCGGAUGGAUUUGGACUGAGCGCUAUUCCAUCAGCAGCAUCGUGUGCGUCUCCCCGUCCGUCAGACCCACAGUCGUCUCCUCUCUGCCGGAUCAUGUGGAUUACUUUGGCGUUUAUUCUGGCAGCGGUCGGUCCUGGUGGGAGCUGGGGAUGUCAGCUGCCCCACGACUGGAGACCGCAGACAGAAGCGUGCCGUGCCGAGCUGGCGCAGAUUAUAGUCUUUGCCAAGGUGCUGGCACUGCACAAGGAGUCUUACAGUGUGUACAACUACCUGCCGUGGCAGUACGACACCGACCUGUUCUUCUCCGCCGAGAUUGAGCUGCUGUGCGACCAGGCGUGGGGCAGCAUGCUGGAGGUCCCCGCCGGCUCCAGGUUUAAUGUCACCGGCCUGGGAUACUUCCCGUGCUUCUCCUACAGUGUCACCAAAAACAACAACUACUACUUCUUUCUAAGGAUGGAUGAGAACUACAAUAUUGUCCCUCAUGGAGUGAACUUCCAGGACCCCAUCUUCCCCGACACUGCCGAGGUCCACCGCAUGUUUGCCAGCCUUUUCCAGUUUUCCAACUGCACGUCUGGUACUCAGGUCCACCGCUACACCCCGGAGUGGGAGGCUCAGGAGGAUAGCCGGUUGUUGUGCUCCUCAGUGCAGAAGGCUCUGUUUGAGGAGGAGGAGAGGGUCAGGACUCUCUCCCAGCAGGUGCGCUCCUUGGAGAAGGCCAACGACCACCUGAGGGAAAAGGUGAAGACCAUGAAACGUCAGCUACGCCAGGCCCAACGAGAAACGACGAAGGAGCAACAGACCCUCAGCCUCAAACAGCUCUACGAGCCAAAGACGCCCCAAGCUCACCCGGAUCAGGACACGACCCAGGACCGGAAGAACCCGCCACUUAAAAAGGUCCUCUCCAAGAGACUAAAAAAAUAGAUUUUUGUUUUUUAGUUCUGUGUAAACCAAAUGUUGCUGCCUGUGAUGUAUGUCAACGACGGAGCAAGCUGAAAGGAUUGUGUGUGAAAGCUCGGGGAAGAGACGGUAACAAGCAGCAGUGGUAAUUUAGAAAGUGAUGGACUUUAAUUGUAAUGUCAUUACAUUCUCCUUCAGUCUUCAGCCUAACUCAUAUGCUUAUUUCUAAAGGAACAUUACAAAGUUCAAGAAACUCCACAACCAAAUUUGGCCAUUCUGUUGGUCCAACAAUUUCACCAUUUUAGUUAAUGGUAAAAUUGACCUGUGCUAUUCAGACUACAAAAAAGACCAUUCAUGCCUAUUUACAUCCUUAUCCUUAUACUGUGUGUGUGUGUGUGUGUGUGUGUGUGUGUGUGUGUGUGUAUGUGUGUGUGUGUGUGUGUGUGUGUGUCGGGAGAGGAGGGCUUUCACUUGACCUAUUUUGUGUCCCCAGAUGAACUAAAGUGAAGGAUUAACUGCCUCUGAGAUAAAGGAUUUAAACGGUUUCACAGGCGUGAGAGAUCUUCAUCUAAAGCUCCUGAACUCUUAUUUCGCUCCAUUAGUCCGAUAUGAUCCCUCUCUCUGAACAACUGUUGCUGUUACCUGCGUUAACCCCCAACUUUUACCUUUGUCUUUUGUUAGUUUGAUUCAGUGGCAGCACAAGUAUCCUCCAGACUUUGGACAGAGCUCCCAGCUGGCAGACACAGCAUUGAACAACAUGUGGACAAUGUUAAAACAUUGAAAAUGUAAUAUCUUGCUUUUUUUCUGUGCGGGACACAUUAUGCAUUGAGUUAAUAUUAGUUAGGUUGCAUACUUCAGAAACACUAUCACCAAAACGCUCUAAAUCAACCUCUGUCCAGUUAUUAAUUGCAGCAAAUGUAAUAAAGUAUGGAAUGUACAAGCUGUGAGCGUUAAACAUCUUGUGUGUGGAGAGACUUCACGCUCUGACUGUGUUUAUUAGUGUAUAGUUAGAGCAGAGCAGCUAAAGUUUAAAACAUUCAAGACCUGACGUUACAUAGCAUCAUCCUCUUCUACCUUUGCCUGCUUUUCAUUUACAUGUUUGAUCUAUUUAUACCCAAGAAACUAUCCCAAAGUGUGGUGAUUCUUUAAAUUCAGUGAAUUGUUUCCCAGGAGUGCGUUUUAAUGCAAACUGGACUGAAUGAAAGUGUAAUUUUUAUCUUUGAAAAAGGGUGCUGAGCACUCGUAAGUCCAGCCGACGAGCCUUGCCUGGUAAACGAUUGGCUUUUUCUGUGUCAGAAAUCAAAGUUCGCUUUUUAUUAUACUUUUUGUAUUUGCUUUUCUGGAUGUUUUUGCUUUCUCUAAACUAUAAACAUCUGGUUUGCUUUGCCAACAGCAUAAUCAUUUGUGUUACAAUUAUUGUGGGGUUUUUUUAUAUAUAAAUAAAUGAACUUUU
Molecule: messenger RNA, 2786 nt
Organism: Chelmon rostratus (copperband butterflyfish)
Lineage: Eukaryota; Metazoa; Chordata; Actinopteri; Chaetodontiformes; Chaetodontidae
Gene: ccdc3b
Product: coiled-coil domain containing 3b
Exons: 6
Coding region: 386-1357 (323 amino acids)
Biological process (GO): negative regulation of gene expression
Cellular component (GO): extracellular region
Source: RefSeq, a predicted model, not a curated record